AUGGAAUUUCGUUUGUACGAGAACAGUCAUACCAGAUUUCAAAUAAAUUCUACAUAUCUAAUACCAUUCGAUGACACUAUAUUUGUAAGUAUUUAGACCAUGUUUUCAAUUAAUAUAUUACAAUAUGUAUAUUAGUUAUCAGAAAUGUUUACAAUUUUGAAAUGAUGAAGAUUACCAAUAUGGUAAGAAAAUCAUACCAUUGCAUAGUAUUUGUUAUCGUUACCCAGCGAUAUCAGGAAAUUAUGUCCAGUAUUUUAUUGGGGCAUUCAAUUUCAAUGUUGGGUACCUAUUGAUAUAAUGUUUACUGAGAUACAUGACCAUACCUAUAUUUUCAACAAAGAAUAGUGUAUGCAUCAAGAUUGGGCAAUGGACAUUAACGAGUAAAUAAAUGUAUAGUUUAGGUAAUUUUUAUGUUUAACGACAUUUUUUUUUUUAUUUUACAUUAACUUAUUAAACAACGAAUUAAUUUGAAUUACAUCACGUAGUUCAAAUUGUUUUUAAAUUUACUAUGUAAUAAAAUUUAAAAUACACUGCCUGUACCAUCGUAUUAAUUAUAAUUUUUUUUUUUUACUAAAGUGUGUGGAGUUCAGAAUUUUAAAUUUAUCGGUACAAUUGGUUUUUCUCAUAAAUAUCCCUACAUGUUUAAUAUUGAUCAUACUUAUUUAAAAAAAAAAAAUUCUAGAAUGAACCAUUGUAUCAAUAACAAUAACAAUUUAAAAAACACUUACUUAACUCAAAUGUGUACUACAUUUAACUUAAUUUAAUAGUUAAUUCAUACAAUUAACUUUAAACGCGUGUCUAAUCGUUAACUUUUUUUAUGAACUCAAGUUAAUUGAGCUAAUAUUAUUUAUUAACUUGCUUAUCGUUGCAUCUAAGGGGUUUUAUCGAUACCGCCGUUUUAAUAUCAAUUCCAUCAAUCACCGAUUAUAUCGGUCGUUUGUUAUAAUAAUAUGUUGAUUCCGCGGAUUAUCGAAUUCGCCAAACGUCUGUUGAAUAUUUUAUGUUUGUAUAUAAUGCAUUUAAUAUAAGUAACAUAAACCUAAGAUUAAUAAAUAUAAGAAUAUAUAAGAACAAUAAAAUGUAUAAAAAAAUAAUUGAUAAUAAUCCAUAAUUACCUAUUAUAAUCAUAAUAUAACAGCAUUACAUUUACAAUUAUUCCAUUUAAAUUAUUUUCUAAUAUUUUAAUAAACGGUUUUCAUAUAUUAUUAUGCAUUACAACUGCAUAAUUUUCAGUUAAUUAACGACAAAAUAACAAUUCAUAUUGUUUUACGAUUGCCGAUAUAUUAUACAAUACACAUCAAUACCCGUAAAAAUUACCGGUUUUGUUGAUUUUUAUACCCAAGGUCCACAAAAAUAUUUCCGAAAUCAUCGAAAUAAUAAAACAUUAGAAAAUUAAAAUUUUCUACUCGGCUUUGAUUCAGUAAAUUAUAUUUUAUACUAUUCUACAACUUCAAAUUUUAAAUUUCUUUGGUCAAACGGCAAAAUAAUUGUAGAUGGUACAAAUUUACUGCUCGGUGUAACGUCCUGUCUCUCAGUCUAUACGGCGGGGUGUUGCAGCGUACCAGAGUUUUGUUUAUAUUAACGAGGUCUCGAAGACUUGGGUAAAUAUAAUUAAAUUAUGGAUCAAGGUUAUAUCGUAUUUGAUCGUUACAUCGAUAUCGUAUACAUCGAUUAUUAUUUUAUAAACAGUCGGUGGAAUCAACAUAAAAAAAGUUUGGUGGAGUUGUUAGCCAACGCAAUCGAUAUAUUUCUUAUAAAUAAAAAAGGUUCUUUCGGCGGAAUCGAUAUACACCCGCGUAUAGUAUAAAAGAAAUUUAGAAAAAUUGUUUCUUUUCAAUCAACUGAGCUUACAUCACUUGAGCAUGAUGCCAUCGAAGAUGGAUAGGAUUGAAUCUAACGAACAACUAUAGAAUAAGAUCCGUGAAAAAACUUCCAAUCAGAUACCAAAUCAAAUGGAACACCUGGAAUACACUUAAUAGAAAUAAUCAAACAACGAAAAAUCUGCAUAAGCACGAGUACACAAUACAGGAACCAUAAACUUCAAAUGUGAAAGUGAAUAAAUGGAAUAACAUAGCAUGUUCUCUAAACUUAAUUUCAUAAACAUCUAAAAACUUAGGUGUUAAAUGCAACAGACGUGACUAUAUAUAGGUAAAUAAUCAAUAGAGAAAAAAAGGAUUACAAAAAGCAUUUAUGCAGCAUGAACACAAUAAAAAUAAUAAAUUAUUAGGAAUUAUCGUUAGUUUCUAAAUUGUCAAUAUUUCUGGUAACAUAAUUAUAAAACGCGUUACGUGAUAAUUUACUACUUAUACAAAUCACAUCGAUGAAAAUAUUUUGUAUUUGUAUAAUUUGUAUAAGUACAUUGUAUUUUAUUGUUUUGCAGUUAAAUUAUGAGCAUAAUGAGACCAAUGUUCUGUUUUAAUAGAUUUUAAUUUAUAUUGAAUAAUUUAAAUUCAUAUUACUUAUGUUUCUUACCAAAGCGUUAAAAUGAGCAAAAUAUCACCCACAAAUUGUAUUAUUAUUUUAAAAACGAUUUACGAUUUUCGCAUGUUUCGUACAGGUUGGAUUUAAUUUAGCUUUUAAUGACACUAAUGGAAAAUGGAAGGAAAACUUUUUAACACACAAAUUUCAAAAUGCUUGCUCGUCAUUCAAGGUUCUUAUGGGAAAUCAGUAUUCCAAAUUCAUGAAUGGAAUGGGCAUAUUUGACCUCGGUUGUCCCAAAAAAAAGGUAUGGUUAUAUAAUUUUGAACAAUCUAAAUCAAAGCAAACAUUCGAUGUACACAAUAUGUCUUUUGAUGUAUUAUACCAAAGUAUGUAAGGUCAUAAUAAUUUUAGUCGUAAUAAAAAUAUAUUAUUACCAAAAAAAAUCUUAUCAUUACCUUAAUUAGCAUUCACAGAUUUUCCCAUUAAAUUUAAUUUGUUUACACUUUUUAUCAUAAUUAUUUUGCUCUGGUUUCUUUGUAGCUACUUCAGCCAUUAUCUUUCUAAAUUUAUUUUCCAUUGUUGACUGAAAACGAAACCAUUAACUUUUGUAACCAUCUGAUAUAUGGAACGAUGGUAUCCAACUAAUCUAAAGUCAGCGUACACUCUAAAUUAGUUCCUUCGAAACGAGAAAUUUUGGCAAUAAAUAACACCUGCCUAAAUAUAUUGACUACAUAACAUUGAUCAACUACAAUAACUACAAUCUUUUAAAAUAGUGUUGUUUUAUUUUCAGGGUUUUUAUAUGGCCACGGAUAUUUUAAAUACAUCAAUGAUCCACAAAAUGAAUAUUCCCAAAACAUUUAUUUAUGGAGUGUACAAAAUUGACAUAACCUAUUCACGUAAAAAUCAAAUACUCGGUUGUAAUCAAUUCAUCUCCGAUAUUUUCAAAGCUUGAAAUAUUUUUUUAUAUCGGUUAUUUUGGUUAUUUAU
Cinara cedri is the source of this 3408-nucleotide messenger RNA. The record is from the annotation of a GenBank genome assembly. Lineage: Eukaryota; Metazoa; Arthropoda; Insecta; Hemiptera; Aphididae.